AUGGAAAUUAUUUUAACAGAUCCUCAUCAUGCUCAUACAGAUAUACAGUCAAUACCAAAUCCCUUUAAACAAAUGUUAAAAACUACUGUCAAGUCGGAAAUGUUUAUGAGGGGUUGUAUAGACGUGUUCUGGGAGACAGCAGAUACAUACCAAGCUCCUGUUAUAGCUCUUGUUGCAAUCACAUGUCUGAUUCAGGUGUCCCAGAUAAUAGCAACUUGUUACAACAGAAUUGUCAAAUCGAAUAAAUCCAACAACAAAAUAACAGACCAAAGGGAUAUUAAAAAUUACAAAAAUGUUUCUCCAUCUAAAAACAACCGAAAACUAGGAAUGAAAAACACUGUAUAUUCGGAAGAAAAAAUGUGGUAUCCUGAAGUUGAGAGAAACAAUUAUAUUUCCCCACAUAAACACGCAUGGGAUACAGAAAGUAGAAAUGAAAGUUUCCACGAAGGAGAAAAAUGGUAUUCUGGUGUCAGACGAGAACUUAUGAAAAGACCAAAUAGGUCCUUAGUCAUGGACAUUUAGUAGCUAUGAUGUAACAUUGCAAUGCAUUGAUCUGAAAGAUACUGUUUAACCUUCAUAAUAUAGAAUGUUUAUUAGUAAAAAAACAAAUCAUAUGUGUAAGCAUAGCAUUGAUUUUAACUGUAUUAUAAUUUUUGAUUUUAGGAAACGGGAUAAUAUUCGUUUUCUCCAUCUAGCCAAAAUGGAAACUGUUUUAUCUAUUUUCAACCUUUAGUGAUCCUUUGUCGUCCAACGUCCGACUACAAAUAAGAAACUCUUGAGUCAGUUUAUAUUGAGUUGAAUACACACAUCAUAAAGCAACCAUUCUAGAAAAACGAAUUCCUCGCAUUAGAAACCAUAGUAAGGAAAUGGCAGGAUUUGUGCAUAUCAAAUCUACAAUACUAGAAGAAUCAACAUCUUGCAAUAUAACUGUAACUUUACAUUCAGAAAAAAAACAUUAUGUUCUGUUAUUCAAAAAUCUUUCGAAUUUAAAACAGAGGUAGUACAGACUAUCGAUGCCUUGGAAACUACCACUCUGCAUUCUCUGGAUUGUUUGUUCAUGAAUAAUUAUAUUCAGUGUUUAUAAUUUCACAU
Messenger RNA from Mytilus trossulus (common blue mussel), 1092 nucleotides. RefSeq lists its product as uncharacterized. The transcript has 3 exons. The record is from RefSeq and is a predicted model, not a curated record. Bases 1 to 522 code for a protein of 173 amino acids. NCBI's taxonomy places the organism in Eukaryota, Metazoa, Mollusca, Bivalvia, Mytilida, Mytilidae.